UUUGACUUCCUCUUCUAUAAAUUAGAGAUAAUAACUAUAAUCUCAGCAGUUUGUUCCAGAUAUUUUUAAAUCACAUCACAAACAGCACUACAUAAUUGUAAAACAUGUGUGAACAUACACAAAUAUAUAUUUUUUGAACAGCAAUGUCAUCACCUAUGAGUAGAUAUAAAAUAAUUUUAUACCAUAUAUUAAAGCCCCAAUUAAAUAUUCACCAUGCAAACUGUUAUACCAAAUUCUAUGCACAGUAUAUCUAAGAAGACGUGGGGUUUGGGUUUUUGGGUGGUUCUCCCCCCAAAAAACACAACCUAGCUUGGGAACGUAUGUGCACAUUCUAGUUUAUAAUUUUUGGAGCAAGUAUCAUUCUUUAAUAUGGAUUUAUGUUCUUGCAAGCAAAAUUUUACUCACAAUCAUAACAUACCCAAAUUCUUCCCUUUUAGUCAAUAAAAACUGAGUGUAAAGUUCUGGAGGUUAGUUCUUCAGACUUUGUACUAACAAAUUCUGCAUAUGGUCUUCACAUAAAACUUAUCUACAAUGAGUUUAAAAGUGAAAAUAAUCCAGGAUAACUUUAUGAUUUCAGACUCUUUGAUGUUAAAAAUAAUGCCAACAUUAAAUUAGAAGAUUCCUUGAUCAUUACUCACUUUCAUUUUUCUAGGCAAAAUAUCAAUAUAUUUUCAUUCUUCAGAUAAAUUAAAGAUUCCUUAUACACACACACAUACACACACAAUGUCCUAAGUUGUGCUUCUGUGACUUUAACUUUUUAUAUGUGGCAACUUUUGAACACUAAGUUUUUAGCAUAUGUAUUUUAUCUUCUUUUUGGUUGCCUACAGUUUUCUGCAAGAUCCUUAAUACAGUAUGAUUCUGACAGAAUUUAUGUUAUUUGCUAUUUCAAUUAAUUAAAACUGUUUAAAACAUGAAGUUGAAAUAUCUUAACUAUAAAUUUGUAGCUAAAACUUUUUUCCCCAAAACUCUGCAAACAUUCUGUGCAAUCUGAAUUACUGCUGAGAAAAAUUAAUUUUAACAGUUGCUUAAUGUUCUUCAAAAGGUGAAAAGCAUACUAAAACAUGCUCAUUUGAACUCCACCCAUUUUCAAUUUCAACAUAGCAAAACUUCUGUUUGUUCUUUGGGCAAAUUCAAAACUGUACACACUGGGAUUGGUUAUAACUGAAGAUAAUUUAUGCAACCAUAAGCCAAAGAUGCUAAGUUGGCAAAAAGAAAACCAUCCAAGUAAGCAAACCCUAACACACAUGGGAAACACCCUCUUGACACAGUUGGCAAUGUAUAUAAAGGUUGUCACUGUCCUUGGUAGCAACACUCCCUGGGCUAAAUAGCUUCACCAUGUCUAUUCGAUACAGCUCAACCAAGCAAUACUCUUCCUCCCGCAGCGGAGGAGGAGGAGUAGGAGGAUCAUGCCACAGAAUUUCAGGCAGCAAAGGCUCCGUUUGUGGAGGAUUUAGCUCAGGGGGGUUCAGUGGUGGCUCUUUUAGCCGUGGGAGCUCUAGUGGGGGGUGCUUUGUGGGCUCGAGUAGCUAUGGAGGAGUAGGAGGAGGUUUUAGUGGAGGUGGCUUUGGUGGAGGCUAUGGAAGCGGCAGCUGUGGCGGGGGCUAUGGAGGAGGCAGCUUUGGUGGAGGCAGCUUUGGAGGCGGCAGCUUUGGAAGUGGCUUUGGUGGAGGUAGCUUUGGAGGAGGUUAUGGUGGUGGAUUUGGCGGAGAUGGUGGCCUUCUCUCUGGAAAUGAAAAAGUAACCAUGCAGAAUCUGAAUGACCGCCUGGCCUCCUACUUGGACAAAGUUCGGCUUCUGGAAGAAUCAAACUAUGAGCUGGAAAGCAAAAUCAAGGAGUGGUAUGAAAAGAAUGGUAACUCAGGCCAGCGAGAGACUCGUGACUACAGCAAAUACUACCAAACCAUUGAUGACCUUAAAAAUCAGAUCCUCAACCUAACAACUGACAAUGCCAAUGUCCUGCUUCAGAUCGACAAUGCCAGGCUGGCAGCUGAUGACUUCAGGCUGAAGUAUGAGAAUGAGGUAGCCCUGCGCCAGAGUGUGGAGGCCGACAUCAAUGGCCUGCGCAGGGUGCUGGAUGAGCUGACCCUGACCAAGGCUGACCUGGAGAUGCAGAUCGAGAGCCUGACUGAAGAGCUGGCCUACCUGAAGAAGAACCACGAGGAGGAAAUGAAAGACCUUCAAAAUGUCUCCACUGGUGAUGUGAAUGUUGAGAUGAAUGCUGCCCCAGGUGUUGAUCUGACUGAACUUCUGAAUAACAUGAGAAGCCAAUAUGAACAACUUGCUGAACAAAACCGAAAAGAUGCUGAAGCCUGGUUCAAUGAAAAGAGCAAGGAACUGACUACAGAAAUUGAUAAUAACAUUGAACAAAUGUCCAGCUAUAAAUCUGAGAUCACUGAAUUGAGACGUAAUGUUCAAGCUCUGGAGAUAGAACUACAAUCCCAACUGGCCCUGAAACAAUCCCUGGAAGGCUCCCUGGCAGAAACAGAAGGUCGCUACUGUGUGCAGCUCUCACAGAUUCAGGCUCAGAUCGCUGCUCUGGAAGAACAGCUGCAACAGAUUCGAGCUGAAACUGAGUGCCAGAAUACUGAAUAUCAACAACUCCUGGAUAUUAAGACCCGACUGGAGAAUGAAAUUCAAACCUACCGCAGCCUGCUAGAAGGAGAGGGAAGUUCCGGCGGCGGACGCGGCGGCUACGGCGGAAGUUCCGGCGGCAGUUCCGGCGGCGGCUACGGCGGAAGUUCCGGCGGCGGCUACGGGGGCAGUUCCGGCGGCGGUCACGGCGGCGGCCACGGCGGCGGCCACGGCGGCGGAAGCUCCAGCGGUGGAGGCCACAGCGGCAGUUCCGGCGGCGGCUACGGCGGCGGCAGCAGUUCUGGCGGCGGCUACGGCGGCGGCAGCUCCGGCGGAGGCCACAAGUCUUCCUCUUCCGGUUCCGCUGGAGAGUCCUCCUCUAAGGGACCAAGGUCAGCAGAAACUAGCUGGGAUACUAACAAAACCAGAGUAAUCAAGACAAUUAUUGAAGAGGUGGCACCUGAUGGUAGAGUCCUUUCAUCUAUGGUUGAAUCAGAAACAGAGAAACACUACUAUUAAGCUGCAUAAAGAGGAGAGAGUCUCCCUUGACACAGGCCAUUAUAUACAGAUUCAUGGAAAACUAAGUCUGCAAGAAGAUACAUCAGUCUUAAUGGUCUAUGUGAACAUGUUCUCUCCUUGAAAAUAAGGUGUCUAAAAUGUGUUUUGUGGUUUCUGUAUUUCUUUUUUUCACUUUACCAGAAAGUAUUCUUUAAUGGAAAAAAAAGAAACUUUCUUUCCUCAUUUACUGAAUUUCAAUAAACUUUCUUACUGAUGCAAACUA
Molecule: messenger RNA, 3352 nt
Organism: Microcebus murinus (gray mouse lemur)
Lineage: Eukaryota; Metazoa; Chordata; Mammalia; Primates; Cheirogaleidae
Gene: KRT10
Product: keratin 10
Biological process (GO): epidermis development; epithelial cell differentiation; intermediate filament organization
Cellular component (GO): keratin filament; cytoskeleton
Molecular function (GO): structural constituent of skin epidermis
Source: RefSeq, a predicted model, not a curated record